AUGGCUGAUAGUGGGGAUCGAAUGUUCUGUCAUGCCUGUGAGGGCGUUUGGCUUCGCAACGAAAGUGGACUGACCUGCCCUCACUGUCAAUCAGAUUUUACGGAGAUUGUCGAAAUCCCCCCAGAAAGUCCAGAAGAGACCUCCCAUGCCGGCCUCUCAACCCCGCCACACCGAGAAAGAUCGCGCUCCCCGAUUAACCCCUGGGCAAAUCACGAUCCCUGGGCAAACGAGGACGAUUAUUUGGAUGAUCCCCAUGGAUUCGGCUCCGGUCUCGGAAAUGGAUAUUCACACCGUACAUACCGGUCCCCGGAUGGCCGGUUUACAUUCACCAGCACCAUGUUUGGUGGCCAAAGCUUUCCCCCCAGACGACCACCUGGGUUCGAAAGAGAAAUGCCAGGGGAUCCUUUGAUGCCGAUGAUGCGCAGUCUGGAAACGAUAUUCAACGGCCUGGCAGAAACACGGCGUAAUCAGGAUCGAACAGAAACACCUCGGCAGGAUAGCACUGAGCCUGAUGAGCGUCCCAGAGAUAUGCCGCCCGAAUUUGGUGCAACGGGGAGGCUGUUUCCUCGAGAUACAAAUGGUCCGCAGAAUAUGGCGCCACCUUUAAGCACUUUAGGAGAUAUCCUUGAUCUCCUCCGACCAGACCCUGCGAUGAAUGCACCUGGAGGGGGAGGUGCCCCUCGCGUCAUGACUGGCCCGAAUCCGAUGGCGAUGUUGUCAACACUAUUGAAUCUCACUCGACACGGAGAUGCGGUAUAUUCGCAGGAAGAAUUAGACCGGGUAGUAUCUCAGCUGGUUGAUCAGACCUCGAGUGGCACCGCCCCCCCGCCAGCCUCCCAGAAUGCUAUUCGGUCGCUGCCGAAGAAAAAGAUUGACCAAGAGAUGUUGGGUACUGAAGGCAAAGCGGAAUGUUCAAUUUGUAUGGACCCUGUGGAUUUGGGCACCGAGGUCACAGAGCUGCCUUGCAAACACUGGUUUCACUUUGGCUGCAUUGAAAUGUGGUUGCAUCAGCAUAACACAUGUCCUCAAUGCCGCCGCAGCAUCAACACUCCAGCUCAACAGGAAGGAAGCAGUGAGAAUCCCGUGGUUAUUACUGAUAGUCCUGAGCCUCCUUCUCCCAAUCGCCGUUCAUCCGGCACAGUACCUGAGCACAGUGGCCGCUCACCAUUGUUCGGACAACGCCAGUACACUAACGAGUCCGAAUCCAAUGAAUCAGAUCGCAGACGAUCUAACCGGAGUGAAAGUAACGGUGGGGGCUUGACCGGGUGGGUGAGAAGCCGGUUUGGAGGAGGAGUUUAA
This is a messenger RNA of Aspergillus wentii DTO 134E9, 1299 nucleotides long. Its product is annotated as putative RING finger domain protein. Gene Ontology annotation, cellular component: cytoplasm. The coding region runs from base 1 to 1299 and encodes 432 amino acids. NCBI's taxonomy places the organism in Eukaryota, Fungi, Ascomycota, Eurotiomycetes, Eurotiales, Aspergillaceae. The transcript is spliced from 4 exons. Gene Ontology annotation, molecular function: ubiquitin protein ligase activity. The record is from RefSeq and is a predicted model, not a curated record. Gene Ontology annotation, biological process: protein ubiquitination.